AGUAAAAUGAAUUAUUUACUUCUAAAAUUAAUCUGAAAUGUCUACUUUUGUUCUCUUGUUUCUAUAUAGUUUUCACCAUUUUUAUUGUUUAGGUCUACCAGUAGAAUUUCUUGGAGAUCUACCAAUUGAGAAUCCUGAUUUAUUUGGUGGCGAUAUUCUUGGCAUAGAAAAUAAAGAAGAUAAGAAUGCUGUCAUCAAAAAAAUUCAACUUUGGCCGAAAGGAGUUGUUCCGUAUAAGAAGGACCCAGGUUUACACUCCACUAUUGAAAAUUAUGUUUUACAAGCAUCUUUUGGACAUUAUAAAAAACACACCUGCAUCAACUUUGUGCUUUGGACUAAUGAGACUGAUUACAUUUAUCUUUUUCCUGGUGACGGGUGUUAUUCUUAUGUCGGAAAAGUUGGAGGAAAACAACCAGUAUCACUUGGCCGCGGGUGCGGAUGGUCCGGAACAAUUAUUCAUGAACUAGGACAUGCAAUAGGAUUUUACCACGAACAAAAUCGUUCUGAUAGAGAUGAUUAUUUGACAAUAAUAUGGGGAAAUAUUCCAAAUGGGAUGGAAGAUCAAUUCUUUAAAUUGAAGUCUUACGAAAAUCGAUUGCUGUCAUCUUUCGACUAUGAUUCAAUUAUGCUGUAUGGGUCUUACGCUUUCACCAAAGACCGGAAAUCCAAUCUAAAAACAAUGACCGGAAUCAAUGGACGGUUUCUAACUGAUGUUGUGUCGAAAACUCAAAUGAGCAAAAGUGACAUUCGGCGAGUCAACAGACUCUACGAUUGUUAAUUUUAAAACAAUAUUUUAAUAAAAUGCACAAUUUACUAAUG
Molecule: messenger RNA, 819 nt
Organism: Parasteatoda tepidariorum (common house spider)
Lineage: Eukaryota; Metazoa; Arthropoda; Arachnida; Araneae; Theridiidae
Source: RefSeq, a predicted model, not a curated record